Syngnathus acus (greater pipefish) is the source of this 1400-nucleotide messenger RNA. It is a transcript of the gene slc25a40, whose product is annotated as solute carrier family 25 member 40. Lineage: Eukaryota; Metazoa; Chordata; Actinopteri; Syngnathiformes; Syngnathidae. The transcript has 11 exons. Bases 189 to 1229 code for a protein of 346 amino acids. Gene Ontology annotation, biological process: mitochondrial transmembrane transport. The record is from RefSeq and is a predicted model, not a curated record.
GGGAAACUAAUGUUAUGAAACAUGUCAUCACGUAAUGUUGUGGACUAACCGAAGCAGUAAGGUUGAACACGUGUUUCGACAAUGUCUCUCUUUUGGAACUUCUUGUCAGCCCAAAUUGCCAUGAAGAGAUGUCUGUUUUAAUGCGAACAAGGAUUUAUUGAUAUAAUACAUUUGCUUGGGCAGGAAACAUGAGCGGCCAACGUCCCUCCGUUCCGGCCAAUGAUAACGGCAUUACUCCAAUCCAACAGAUGGUGUCGUCCUGCUCCGGGGCAUUGCUCACUUCUUUAUUGGUGACACCUUUAGAUGUUGUGAAGAUCAGACUUCAAGCGCAGAAAAGUCCUUUCCCUAAAGGAAAAUGCUUUGUCUACUGCAACGGUCUUAUGGACCACAUUUGCGUGUGUAUGAACGGCUACAAGGCCUGGUAUAAAGCACCGGGACACUUCAAUGGCACAGCGGACGCAUUUGUCAAGAUCGUACGUAGCGAAGGCAUCAGAUCCUUAUGGAGCGGUCUACCUCCAACUCUAGUGAUGGCCGUCCCCGCGACCGUCAUCUACUUCACCGGUUAUGAGCAGUUGCGUGCCAUACUGAAAGUCAAGAUGGGCCAAUAUGAGCAGUUUGCUCCUAUGUUGUCCGGGGCUGUUGCCAGAGUGGGCGCGGUCUCAGUGAUCAGCCCCAUCGAACUUCUCCGCACCAAGAAGCAGUCAGAGAAGCUGACGUACGGGCAGCUGAGAAACUGCGUGCAGACGGCCGUGAAGGCGGAAGGCUGGCUGUCGCUAUGGCGAGGCCUGGGCCCUUCGCUUCUACGGGAUGUGCCCUUUUCCGCUAUAUACUGGUACAACUACGAGCGUUUCAAGCGGCGGCUGUGCCAGCAUUACGGCACCAGCGAGCCCACUUUUGCCAUGACCUUCAUGUCCGGCGCCAUGUCCGGCACGAUUGCAUCCAUCCUAACAUUGCCGUUUGAUGUGGUCAAAACGAGAAGGCAGGUGGAACUUGGGGAGCUACAAGCGAUGAAUUUAUCGCACAAGGCUUCAUCCACCGUCACUGUCAUGAAGAAGAUUGUGAUGCAGCACGGCGUUAAAGGCUUGUUCGCAGGUUUCCUCCCUCGGGUGGUCAAAGUGGCGCCGGCAUGUGCCAUCAUGAUCAGCUCCUACGAGAUGGGGAAGGAUUUUUUCCGCAAAUACAACCAAGCUCGGACAGACAACAGCGCCUCUGCUGGUGCAACCAAGUAGUGCACACCAUAUCGCCUCAAGACGGAUUUAAUCAACAAUCCAUUCAACACUAUUAACCAAAAUUGUUUAUCGUGCUCACCCCAGAGUUCUUUUAACACAAAGAAAUGAUACCGUUCUACAUCCACUGAAUAAGUGCAUGAAAGAUGUGAUUAAAAAAUGACUACUGUGAAA